Striga hermonthica is the source of this 1620-nucleotide messenger RNA. Lineage: Eukaryota; Viridiplantae; Streptophyta; Magnoliopsida; Lamiales; Orobanchaceae. The record is from the annotation of a GenBank genome assembly.
AUGAUGAUGCGGAGGAAGUUAGCUUGUUGCGCGAGGGAGUUGAGGGCGAUUAGCAUCGACUUUGACGAGCAAGAGAGGAUAAUGACGUAUAACGGGCUCGAGACGUGCAUCCUCAACAGCAGCUCGUACGAUAACGAUAGUGGGAGUAGUGGUGGGAACGGGUGCGUGAGCGACUCGUUUGACGAGUACGACUCAGCGUCCUCCUCUAGCACCAGUAACCUAUUUGGCUCGUUUUCCUCUCUCUUCACCUUCAUCAAGAAGGAUGACAGCCAGGACGAGUCCUGGGCCCACACUAAACACCUUAACAUCAAGGAAAAACAAGAGCACGACAGCUUUUCAGAUAUGGACACAAUGAAGGAGAAGUUUGCGAAGUUGCUUCUUGGUGAAGAUGUCACCGGUGGGGCCCGUGGUGUUUCAACCGCCCUCGCGCUUUCCAAUGCUGUCACCACUCUUGCGACUUCUGUAUUUGGGGAGCUAUGGAAGUUAGAGCCAUUACCGGAGGAAAGAAAGAGAAAGUGGGGAAGGGAAAUGGAGUGGCUUAUUUCACCAACAAACUACAUGGUCGAGCUGGUUCCUGCUAAGCAAGAUGGUGCCAAUGGUCAUACGUUGGAGAUAAUGACACCAAAAGCUCGAGGGGACAUCCAUAUGAAUCUGCCUGCCCUCCGCAAGUUGGAUUCCAUGCUUAUUGAAACACUAGAGUCAAUGGUGGACACUGAGUUUUGGUACGCUGAGGUGGGCAGCCGAGGUGAAGGUAGAAGCAGAAAUGGCGGGAACAGCAUGCGGUGGUGGCUUCCUUCACCACGGGUCCCAACUGUCGGCCUCUCGGAUAUUGAGAGAAAAAGAUUGUUGCGCAAGGGCAAAUUGGUAUAUCAAGUCUUCAAAGCUGCAAAAUCCAUAAAUGAAAAUGUCUUGGCCGAGAUGCCGAUUCCUGCAGCAGUCAAGGAAGCACUCCCAAAGUCUGGAAAGGCAAGCCUUGGGGAAGAACUCCACAAAAUACUGUGUGCUGAAUCUCUGUCUCCCGAGGAAGUGAUCAACAGCAUGAACCUGAAAUCCGAGCAUGGUGCACUCGAAGCCAUUAACAGACUGGAAGCAGCAAUAUUAGCCUGGAAGGAGAAAAUUGCGGAGCAACACAACAAUGGCAAGUCACCCACUCGGACAUCUUGGUCUUUUGUGAAGGAUUCACUUUCCGAGCUCGAAAGACUGGAGUUGUUAGUGAAGAAGGCCGAGAUGCUUGCACAUGAGCUUAAGAUCAAGUAUCCAAACCUACCUCAAACAUUUCUUGACGUGACAAAAAUACAAUACGGCAAGGAUGUGGGGCACUCGAUUCUUGAAGCGUAUUCGCGUGUGCUGUCAAAUCUAGCUUUUUGCAUUCUCUCCCGUAUAGGGGAUAUUUUGCAAGAAGACGUGAUGAGCAAUCCAAACUCGCCCGUUGCCAUGUCACAUCUCGUUGGGGCAAAAAUCCCGGGGAUUUCAGACAGCCCCGUGCUCGAUCGUGUGAGGCACUCCCUCAUUCAUCAGCUCAACCGUGCGGACAAAAGCAAAACGAAUGAAAGCAAUGGUUAUGACAUUGAGGAAGCUAAGAUUAGUUCGGUUUGUGGCACCCCUACUCGAGUCAUCUGA